GCCCAGUAGUCGUGCAGACGCAGUGAAGUGAUCAACAUGUUUGUGCUGUCAUUAUCAGUAAUUCUGCUAACGGGAGCAGUUUAUGCAGAAGUGGAGAGUGCAAAUCCGCCGCAUUGCACUAAUGUGACCAAAGGUACGGACUACGUAUAUCAUUACCGUUUCGACUACCCCGUGGCGUAUAUUCAUCCAGGCGUCAAAGAAGUUUAUCAACCUCUAUACUGCACGAAUCCCCCAGCAGUGGCCGUGGCAUCCACCAUAGUAUGCGACUGGGCUGCUCCUCCGCAAGUACAGUUCACCCUGGGCGAUGAUUAUAUGCAUGUGGUGCGUCAGGACCCGACGGGCAAGUUUGCGGGCAACGCCGUGAUAUGGACCUACCAGCUGUGCAGCCACAACCAUCUGUUGCCUGAACCCUAUACCUCUAAGAAGCUGAAUAUUACGAGGGCUUGACGGGCUCUAAUAAAAUUAAGGGAAGAAAAUGUUUCAAUGCUUUAUAAUUUUAUAGGUAAUAAUUUAGACUGACGGACAGCGGAGUCUUAA
Messenger RNA from Cydia fagiglandana, 537 nucleotides. RefSeq lists its product as uncharacterized. The record is from RefSeq and is a predicted model, not a curated record. Bases 37 to 447 code for a protein of 136 amino acids. The transcript has 4 exons. NCBI's taxonomy places the organism in Eukaryota, Metazoa, Arthropoda, Insecta, Lepidoptera, Tortricidae.